This is a messenger RNA of Bursaphelenchus okinawaensis, 427 nucleotides long. Lineage: Eukaryota; Metazoa; Nematoda; Chromadorea; Rhabditida; Aphelenchoididae. The record is from the annotation of a GenBank genome assembly.
AUGGGAGACAUGGUACAACACUUCCGGGACCCCAACGUCCAGUCAGCCGUCAAGAACCUGAUGAUCUACAGCUUAACCAUCUUGGCAGUCCCAUUGGGAUCCAUGUUUUUCUUGAAAAAGUUUUUAUUUGAAGGUGGGUAUGGUGUUUUUAUUCGAAAUUUUAAACUAACAAGUUUAUUUUUAAGGCAUAUUUGAUUAAAAACGUUAAUUUUAUGGCAAUUUUUGAAAAUUUGAAAAAUUUUUUAAAUCGAAAAAUCUUAUCAAAGACUCUUAUCUUUUUUUUAAAGCUGCCCUCGGUUAUUCGAAUGACACAUCCAUGACAUAUUCGGCUAUUAUCGCGGUUAUACUGGUACAUGUGGUGCUGAUAUUCUGGUUGGUCGAUGCAUGCAAAGACGAUCGACCAAAGAAGUUGGAAAAGAAAGACUAA